This is a messenger RNA of Prionailurus viverrinus (fishing cat), 2600 nucleotides long. Its product is annotated as butyrophilin-like protein 1. The record is from RefSeq and is a predicted model, not a curated record. Gene Ontology annotation, biological process: T cell receptor signaling pathway; regulation of cytokine production. Gene Ontology annotation, molecular function: signaling receptor binding. NCBI's taxonomy places the organism in Eukaryota, Metazoa, Chordata, Mammalia, Carnivora, Felidae. The coding region runs from base 1 to 1683 and encodes 560 amino acids. The transcript is spliced from 9 exons. Gene Ontology annotation, cellular component: external side of plasma membrane.
AUGGAGGAUUGCCGCAGAGGCUCUUUGCUCUCCUGUCUCACCUCCCUGCUUCUCUUCUUCCAGUUGCCUGCUGGGGGGUCUGCAGAGGAGUUUGUGGUGACUGGCCCCUCGGACCCCAUUGUGGCAGUGAUGGGUGGGAACGUCACGCUGCCCUGUCAUGUGUCCCCAGCCAUGGAUGUGGAAAACAUGGAGCUGCGGUGGUUCCGCUCCAAGUUCUCAGAAGCAGUGUUCAUCUAUGAAAACCAGCAGGAACAGAAAGAAGAGCAGCUGGCUCAGUACACAGGGCGGACCUCGCUGGUGAAGGACUUCCUCAGCCAGGGGGAGGCCACUGUGCGUAUCCACAAGGUCCAGGCUUCCGACAACGGGCUGUAUACCUGCUUCUUCAGAAAGGGAGGUUUCUAUGAAGAGGCCAGUUUGGAGCUGAAGGUGGCAGGUGUGGGCUCUGUCCCUCAAGUGCACAUCACAGGGCCAGAGGAGGACGGGGUCCGAGUGGUGUGCACGGCCUCGGGAUGGUUCCCAAAGCCCCAGAUACAGUGGAGAGCUGCUAAUGGGGAAAAGUUCCUGACAUUCUCUGAGACCCAUGCCCAAGACACUGAAGGGCUGUUCAGCGUGGAGUCUGCUCUGGUGGUGAGGGACAGCUCUUCAGGGAACAUGACCUGCUCAGUCCUCAACCCCGUCCUGGACCAGAAGAAGGCGAUGGCCAUUUUCAUCCCAGAGCCCUUCUUCCCCCAGGCCUCUCCCUGGAAGCCAGCUUUCAUAGUGAGCCUUGUGGUGCUGAUGCUCUCACUCCUUGGGGCUGCCUAUUACAUCAAGACAGAACAUACUGUAAAGAGGCAGGAGAUGCAGGAAUGGGAGAGACUGCGCAGGGACAAGGAGGAGGCCCGGCGGACAAAGGAGGAGGCGUUGAAGGCCAGAGAUGAACUCCAAGAAGAUCUCGGCAGGAGGAAAUCCAUUUACCUGGGUGGCUGGAGGAAGGCGCAGUUGUAUGCAGACUGGCGGAAGGAGAAGUUCCAGGCCUUGUCUGUCACUCUGGAUCCAGCGUCUGCAGAUCCGCACCUUGCUGUCUCUGGUGGACAGACUAGUGUGACCUUGGAGGACACAACUGAGGACCCAGGAGGACCCUGUAGCAUCUUGGGCCAGGAGGCCAUCACAUCAGGGCGCUGCUACUGGGAGGUGGAGAUCAAGAAUGGAAACAGAAGCGAGUGGGGUCUGGGGGUCUGUAGGGGAGAUGUGGAGAGGAAAGACUGGUACAGAGAGGUGCCAGAACUGGGGUUCUGGGUUCUGGGGUGGUACGGAGGUAAAUUAUAUGCCCUUGUACUCCCUGAGAGUCAGGAAAUCGGUGAUGAAGUUCCCCACAGGGUGGGUGUUUUCUUAGACCUCAAAGAAGGGGAUGUCUCCUUCUAUAACAUGACUGAUGGAUCUCACCUUUUCUCCUUCCCUCUAACUACCUCCACUGGGACUCUGUUUCCAUACUUCAUGAUUAAGUCAGGGGAUGUGUCCCUGACCAUCUGCUCUGUGGUGGGUGUGCCUACAGAGACCCCUGUGCCCCUUAACAAUCUUCCUUCUUCUUUGGAGGAACCUGUAAGCCUCUCAGGGGAUGGGUUCAGCUCAGGCUCUGCUGUUGAUGGUGCUCUCCCAGGGGCCAACUCUCCAUUACUCCCCUAUGGCCCUGAGGCUAUGUGACCAUAGGACCCCAACACUGUCCCAGACUCCUUAUGGUGGCUCUUUCUGGAGCUUCACAUUCCUUGAGACAAAAGCCUCUGAGGUUAGUCCUGGAUGACCUGGGUGUCUUGCACUCUUGCUCUGGAUGCAGUCUCCUGGGGUAUGGCUAUGAGAACAGUCAGUUCAUGCCUUAUGCUCAGGCAACAGAAGAUAAUAGUUGGCUGAGCUGGUUUAGGGUAGGCUGAAUUUAACUAUUGGAAGUAGUGCUUCUUUUGGUAAUGAAAAUUAUUUCAUACAGUCUUUAUUCUGCUUGGAUAUGAAGGAGAUGAGGGCUGAAUGACUCUGCAGAAUUAAAUGGUGUAUAUUUUAUCCAACUUGAGUUGUGCAGAUGAACCCAGAGGCUAUGAGUAGGUCACCAGUUCUAUUUUGGGAAAUGUGCACUCUGACCAGAGACAUUGGCCAUCCAAAAAUUUCUGGAGAAAUGAAUGGCUGAUUGAUGUUCAAGAGGAAAGCAGUCUAAUAUUCUACUGUAUAUACCUCCUAUUCUGGGAUGGUGGAAGCACACUUAUCUUACCAACCUUAGGAAAUAUCUGUUAUUCGUGAAAUACCAGUGCUGUGUUAAUUCAGGAAUUAAGAAGAAGGAUCUGGUUCUUCCUGUGUGUCAACUCCAGUUGGAAAGAAGAGAACUUCUACCAGAAUCAAGAUAUGAAUGAGGUAGAUAAUUUUCAGAUGCUGGGUGAAUUUCAAGAAGCUUUGACUAUGAGCAUGGUUUCCAGAAUCUGUGUAGUGCCUCUCAUUACUUCCAAGUCCAAAGGUGGAGUGCCUGAGUAGCUCAGUGGGUUAAGCGUCCAACUUCAGCUCAGGUCAUGAUCUCACAGUUCGUGGGUUCAAGCCACACAUCAGGCUCUGUGCUGACAGCUCAGAGCCUGGAGCCUGCU